Colias croceus (clouded yellow) is the source of this 1481-nucleotide messenger RNA. RefSeq names its product PI-PLC X domain-containing protein 3. The transcript is spliced from 7 exons. Gene Ontology annotation, molecular function: phosphoric diester hydrolase activity. Bases 255 to 1238 code for a protein of 327 amino acids. NCBI's taxonomy places the organism in Eukaryota, Metazoa, Arthropoda, Insecta, Lepidoptera, Pieridae. The record is from RefSeq and is a predicted model, not a curated record. Gene Ontology annotation, biological process: lipid metabolic process.
UUUCUUUUUCUUUGAACUUAGUCUCAAAUAAUAUAAUCAAAGUCCCAAAGAACUUGAACUCUGAUUAUUAUAUUCCGAAAAUGUAAACGGCUUCAGAUUACUUGUUUAUUUAAACUUUACAUUUAUAAAUAAGUAACUGCCUUCUUUCUUACAAGUUAUUCAAAGUAGGUCAAUUUCAAUGAUAAAUUCUUCAUACAGUACAAACGUGUUAAUUACAGCAAACCCGCUACAUUUAAAUCGAUUGAGUAGCAAUAAUGAGUGAAGGAAAUUUAUCACAAACCAUCAAUCUUGAGAAUUGGAUGAAGGAACUGCCUGAACAAAUAAAAAAUGUUCCAUUUAUCUAUCUUGCUAUACCAGGUAGCCACGACUCUAUGACUUAUGGAAUAACUAGAUCUAGUGGUUUGGCACCUGAUGCUGAGCCAGUUCUCAAAAGACUGUAUCCAUUGUUCAAAGGUACGAUAUUACGAUGGACAAUAACUCAGAGUAUAGACGCCUACCAACAACUUCUCAUAGGCAUUAGAUAUUUUGACUUAAGACUUGCUACAAAAACUGGAGAGGAAAGAUUUUACUUCACACAUGGAGUGUAUGCAGGAGAGAUAACAGAACCACUUCAUCAGAUUAAGGAGUUUGCAAACACACAUCCAGGAGAGGUCAUAAUUUUAGAUUUACAACACUUCUAUGGGUUUACUGCUGAUGAUCACCAAAAAUUAAUGAGAUAUUUGCUCAAUCUAUUUGGACCUAAACUUGUUCCAAGGGAACCAGACUUGCAGAGUAUUACAUUGAACUCACUACAGAGAUUUGGCCAACAGAUAGUGGUUGUGUACCGCCACCAGUCUGUAUAUGCAAGUUCGGAGUUCUGGCAACCCCAAAUGCUACCAUCUCCAUGGCCACAGCAGGACAGUAUUACUGGUUUACUAGAUUUCUUGUACAAUGUGAAGCGACACCCUGGUAUGGGAUUUGUGCACCAAGCUGUUUUGACGCCUACACCUGCUUUCAUUUUGUUUAGAUGGAUUUCAACGCUACGUGAGAAAUGUGCGAAACCCGUUAAAAAUGAAGUAUUUCCCAAACUUGCGGAGUUUUCACCGGGACCACCCAUUCAUUCUCAGGGACAAUCUCCCGUCAAUGUUGUUAUUGCGGACUUUGUAGAUUUGGAUAAUGCUAUCUUUUCUAAAACUAUUAUACAACUCAAUUUUAAGCUUCUCAAAAACACUGAUUUCGUGUACCACAACAAUGGGUAAGGUAUUGAUGAGAGUUUAUUAUGAAAAAGUAUUUUUAUAGUAUAGAUUAUGCUUAUACCUAGAUUUAUCAACCAACAAACCAAGUACCUGCUAUUUUAAGUUUUUUUUACGUAUUUUUUUUAUUUUGCAAUCAAAUAUGUGAUAUUUUAUGAUAUUAUGGUGUACUAUUACAUAAUCAUUCUCAAUAAGUACCUUAUCGUUUAUAUGAAGUGCCUUAAAUAAAACAAAUUUUAUAGAAAUAAA